Molecule: messenger RNA, 1665 nt
Organism: Pedinophyceae sp. YPF-701
Lineage: Eukaryota; Viridiplantae; Chlorophyta; Pedinophyceae
Source: the annotation of a GenBank genome assembly
AUGGAGAUCACUCACGAGUACGUGAAGCUCCGGAAGGACUUCGGGAAGCACCCCAACUUCAAGGAGUUCCACGCGGAGCUGAUUUACGACCUCCGCCCAGACGAGGAGCGCAAGGCGAAGAUGAUCAAGCGCCAGCCGUGCACCACGACCGUCCAGGUCAUCCCGCAGUUCUCGGAACGCACCGUCAACACCGCGCAAACCACUUAUAGGACGGUGGGCAUGGCGCACAUGCAGGGCGGGUGGCCGCGCGACGUGGACGUGAACGAGCCGAGCCAGGUGUCGCGGUACAUCAAGCGCGUGGAGCGCGACGAGGACUACAUCGCGUCCGUUUCGAGGCUCAGUUCCGGCGCGAUCGCCACGAUACGGCAGAACAACGCGCUGGACAUCUACGAGCAGUUCUUCACGGACGUGCAGGAGGACCACUCCUCGGAGGUCCCCGAGGCGCGCACGCUGACGGUCCUCUCCGACCCCAACAAGAUCAAGCGCUCGGCCACGUACCUGUCCUUCCACCCCGGCGGGCGCAAGGUCGCGUGCGCGUACUCCCUGAUGAAGUUCCAGUCCCAGCCGCACAACAUGGAGCUCAAGAGCUACAUGUGGGACAUGGCCAACCCCACGGCGCCCGAGCUCGAGCUGGUCCCGGCGAGCCAGCUGUGUUGCAUCAACUUCAACCCCAAGGACGAGCACCUCCUCGGCGCGGGGCAGUACAACGGGCAGUUCGCGCUGUUCGACCGCCGCAAGGGCAAGACGCCCGUGGAGACCUCGCUCAUCGAGUCGUCGCACAAGGACCCGGUGUACGACAACGCGUGGCUGCAGAGCAAGACUGGGUCGGAGAUCAUGACGGCCUCCACGGACGGCCAGGUGCUCUUCUGGGACAUCCGGCGCAUGUCCGAGCCCCUCGAGGACCUCACGAUCACCGAGAAGAACUCGGACCUCGUCCUGGGCGCCGUGAGCAUGGAGUACGACGCCGCGGCCGGCGCCACGAAGUUCAUGGUCGGGACGGAGCAGGGCGUCGUCGUGAGCUGCAACCGCAAGGCGAAGACGCCCGCGGACCGCAUCGGCGCGAGCUACGCGGGCCACAAGGGCCCCGUGUACGCCCUGAAGCGCAACCCCUUCUUCAGCAAGUACUUCAUGACUGUGGCCGACUGGACGGCGAUGAUGUGGAACGAGGACAUCCGGCAGCCCAUCAUCACCACGCCCUACCACUCCAGCAACCUCACCGGCGGGACCUGGUCGCCCACGCGCCCCGGCGUGUUCUUCCUCACGCGCAUGUCAGGGCACUUGGACUGCUGGGACCUGUACCACAAGGCGUCGGCGCCGAUCCUGUCGAUCGAGGUCGACAAGACCCCCCUGGUCUCGCUGUCGAUUCAGCCGCAGGGCAAGGUGCUGGGCGUGGGCACCGAGGACGGCUCGAUCCACGUGCUGGAGCUGUCCGACUCGCUGGUGCACAUGCAGCAGGGCGAGAAGGCGUCGAUCGGGCAGACGUUCGAGCGCGAGACGCGGCGCGAGAAGAACCUCGAGGCGCGCGCGAAGGAGCUCAAGGUGCGGGCGCGGAAGGCGGCGCAGAAGGAGGAGGAGGGGGAGCUGGGGAAGAUCCCCGAGGAGGAGCUGCUGCGGAUCGAGAAGGAGUUCUUUGAGACGGUCAAGGAGCAGGAGGCGAAGGCGUGA